AAGGAGACGCAUCGCGCUGGAUUCUGUAUAUUUACCCUUAUACAAAAAAUGGACAGGACUAUGUACGGCAAGGUGACGCCGGGCACUUACCAGCCCUAUAGGUGCGCUUUGAAAAACGGAUCAUCCCCUGCAUAUGCCCUGCUUGCGGAUUUACAAAACUCAAUUUCACCAGGGAGUAGGAGUGCUGGAUAUGGCUCGCUCAGGUCGAGGGGAGGCAGUGGCCAGCAAGACUACGCAACAGUCAAUCCGGUCAAAUCCACUUCUUUACGAAACACACCGACCUCACCAUCAUCGUACCAUGUUGAAUCGACCGGAGGUGGUAAAAUGGCAACAUCUCUCAACAACAACCUGUCUGAGCUUGACACCCUUCUGGAAGAUCUGAGCAGUUCGAGAUACUCUUCUGAAAAACGAGGCCCUGUUCAGAUGAAUGGAACUCUUGUUCAUGCCACCCCGCCAAGGCAAAACUCAAGCCAUCUAAUAGAAGAAUAUAGAGCUCUAAAUGGAGCUGCCCCUGGCCAGGACAGCCACCUUUUGAAGAAAGUCAUGAUCGAAGAAACAACGACAACCACUACAAAAACAACAAGGCCUACUGCGUCUUCUGCAACAAGGGAACUCGAUGACUUGAUGGCAUCGCUGUCCGAAUUCAAGGUCGCUCAUCCUCCAGAGUCUACAUACGCCAAGCCCAGGACCAAAAAAGAGGGCGCGGCACAUUUGGAUUGCAUGCUAGAUAGUCUUCAAGCAGACAUGAGCAAACAGGGAGUUAACACGACCCAGAAAGGCUGUUGUUCAGCUUGCGACAAACCGAUUGUCGGUCAAGUCAUCACUGCUUUGGGCAAAACAUGGCAUCCGGAACACUUUGUUUGUAGCCAUUGCAACCAAGAAUUGGGCACUAGGAAUUUUUUUGAAAGGGAUGGCCGCCCAUACUGCGAGCCAGAUUACCACAAUCUCUUCUCACCAAGAUGCGCUUAUUGCAACGGGCCAAUUCUCGAUAAAUGUGUGACAGCGCUUGAAAAAACUUGGCACACAGAACAUUUCUUCUGUGCACAAUGCGGAAAGCAAUUUGGAGAGGAAGGCUUCCACGAAAAGGACGGUCGGCCGUAUUGUAGGGAUGACUAUUUCGACAUGUUUGCUCCUAAAUGUGGAGGCUGUAGCAGGCCAAUUAUGGAAAAUUAUGUAUCAGCGUUGAGUAUGCAAUGGCAUGCCGAUUGUUUUGUGUGUAGGGACUGUAGACAACCGUUUCAAGGUGGAUCAUUCUUUGAUCAUGAAGGUUUGCCAUACUGUGAAACACAUUAUCACUCUAAGAGAGGAUCGCUAUGUGCCGGAUGUCAUAAACCUAUCACUGGAAGAUGUAUAACAGCAAUGUUCAAAAAGUUCCACCCGGAACACUUCGUCUGCGCUUUCUGCCUCAAACAGCUGAACAAGGGCACUUUCAAAGAGCAGAACGACAGGCCGUACUGUCACGCCUGUUUCGAUAAGUUGUUCGGAUGAGCAAUUACAUCUAAGAAGACAGUUCAGACGAAGAAAACACCAUAAAAUACUAGAUAAUUGACUAUUUUAACAAUGUCGAACCUUCAGUAUUUCUCCCAUACUUCCUCCUUUUUUAUAUCAUGUAAAAAAACAAAAAUAGCUUUAUCUUCUUUGUAAAUUGUUUUCCUUUUUAACAUUUUUUUUUAGGUAUGAAUUGUAUUAUAUUUAAAUCCAAAUAAAUAUUUAUAUUCCAUUUAGACGGUUUGGCUCUUGUAAGCGUUUCCGUAGAAUUCUCAGAUAAUUGCACUGAUCCGCAAAAUGUAGUGUAAUACAUUAUUGUACCAAUAGCUGUUAUUUUUUUAUUUUAUUGUUUUUAAAGAGAAUAGCUCAACCAAAUUGUAAAAUUUCUCUUGUUCUGUGUUCAUUUCAUAGAUAAUCAUUUAACUCUUUUA
Messenger RNA from Cimex lectularius (bed bug), 1919 nucleotides. RefSeq names its product paxillin-like. The transcript is spliced from 9 exons. The coding region runs from base 49 to 1488 and encodes 479 amino acids. The record is from RefSeq and is a predicted model, not a curated record. Gene Ontology annotation, molecular function: muscle alpha-actinin binding; actin binding. Gene Ontology annotation, cellular component: stress fiber; adherens junction; filamentous actin. Lineage: Eukaryota; Metazoa; Arthropoda; Insecta; Hemiptera; Cimicidae. Gene Ontology annotation, biological process: muscle structure development; actin cytoskeleton organization.